CCCCCGCUGCUGCUGCCGCCGCCGCCGCCGGCGCUGCUGCUGGCGGGCCCCCCGGGCAGAGCGUGCCUGCGGGCAGUGCUGGCGGAUUCGCGCUUCUUCCUGGUGUGCAUGUGCUUCCUGACCUUCAUCCAGUCCCUCAUGGUCUCCGGCUACCUGAGCAGCGUCAUCACCACCAUCGAGCGGAGAUACAGCCUCAAGAGCUCGGAGUCGGGGCUGCUGGUCAGCUGCUUCGACAUCGGGAGUCUGGUGGUGGUGGUCUUCAUCAGCUACUUCGGGGGUCGCGGGCGGAGGCCGCUCUGGCUGGCAGUAGGGGGGCUUUUCAUCGCCCUGGGCGCUGCGCUCUUCUCCUUACCUCACUUCAUCUCUCCGCCGUACCAGAUCCAGGAACUGAACUCCUCCGUCAGUAACGAGGGCUUGUGCGUGGCUGGCAAUGGCACUGCCAAAGAGCAGUGGGACUCGUCGGCCUGCUUCAAGGACACCGGCGGAAAUGACCACUCUCUCUAUGUAGCUUUAUUCAUUUGUGCCCAAAUCCUCAUUGGCAUGGGCUCGACACCCAUCUAUACCUUGGGACCAACCUACUUAGAUGACAAUGUCAAGAAAGAAAACGCCUCGCUUUACCUAGCCAUCAUGUACGUAAUGGGAGCACUUGGACCUGCAGCUGGAUACUUACUAGGAGGACUUCUCAUUGGGUUCUAUGUUGAUCCUAGGACAACUGUGUAUAUUGACCAGAGUGAUCCUCGAUUUAUUGGAAACUGGUGGAGUGGAUUUCUCCUUUGUGCCAUUGCAAUGCUCCUUGUGAUAUUUCCCAUGUUUACCUUUCCGAAAAAGCUCCCUCCUCGACAUAAAAAAAAGAAAAAGAAGAUGAACUCUGCUGAUGUUUCAAGUGAUGAUGAUGUGAUAAAAGAGAAAACAAGUAGCAAAACAGAAACAGACAGUUCAGUUUCUGCCUCUAUGGGAUUUGGAGAGAAUGUUAAAGAGCUUCCAAGAGCAGCUGUCAGGAUCUUAAGCAACAUGACAUUCCUUUUUGUGAGUUUGUCAUACACAGCUGAGAGUGCCAUUGUCACAGCUUUUAUUACCUUCAUUCCCAAGUUCAUCGAGUCACAGUUUGGCAUCCCAGCUUCCAAUGCCAGCAUCUACACUGGUGUGAUAAUUGUCCCAAGUGCUGGUGUUGGUAUUGUCCUAGGCGGCUACAUUAUAAAAAAGCUGAAACUUGGUGCACGAGAGUCUGCGAAGUUGGCUAUGAUCUGCAGUGGUGUAUCUCUGCUGUGCUUUUCAACACUCUUCAUUGUUGGAUGUGAAAGCAUUAAUCUAGGGGGAAUAAAUAUACCUUACACAACUGGUCCCACUCUUGCCAUGGCCCACAGGAAUCUGACUGGAAGCUGUAAUGUUAACUGUGGAUGUAAGAUUCAUGAGUACGAGCCUGUCUGUGGAUCAGAUGGAAUAACAUAUUUUAAUCCUUGCUUAGCUGGCUGCAUCAAUGGUGGAAACCACAGCACAGGGGUCAGGAAUUACACAGAAUGUGCCUGUGUGCAGAGCCGGCAGGUGAUCACUCCACCGACAGUGGGCCAGCGCAGUCAGCUGCGGCUGGUGAUUGUCAAAACCUACCUGAAUGAGAAUGGCUACGCUGUGUCUGGGAAGUGUGAUCGGACCUGCAACACACUCAUCCCAUUCCUCAUAUUUCUCUUCAUUGUAACCCUUAUAACAGCAUGUGCCCAGCCAUCAGCAGUCAUAGUGACACUCAGGUCUGUGGAAGAUGGGGAGCGGCCCUUUGCACUAGGAAUGCAGUUUGUUUUAUUAAGAACUCUUGCUUACAUUCCCACUCCAAUUUAUUUUGGGGCUGUCAUUGACACCACGUGCAUGCUUUGGCAGCAGGAUUGUGGCGUACAAGGGUCUUGUUGGGAAUACGAUGUCACCUCGUUUCGUUUUGUCUACUUUGGGUUGGCAGCUGCUCUCAAGUUUGUGGGAUUCUUUUUUAUUUUCCUGGCCUGGUAUUCCAUAAAGUGUAAAGAAGAACAACUGCAGAGACAGAGUUGGAGGGCUUCGCCGGUGAACACUGUGAGUGAGAUGGUUGGACAAACUGGACCCCAACAAAACUAUGCACGGACUAGAUCCUGCCCUACCUUCAGUUCCCAAGGAGACAUCAGUGUGGCACAAGGAAUGAACUGCUUAGCACAGACCUACCCCGGCCCUUUUUCAGAAGCAAUAAAGUCCUCAAAUGAAAAUGCAUUGGAAGAAGUCACUGUUGAGAUAUAGACCCCUGGCUUGGUAACGUAAUAUUUAGUUUUGUUGGUUGACUUAGUUACGGCGCCUUGUAAAACACCUGUGCCUUCUAUUUUUAAUCUAAAUGUAACACAUGAUAAAACCAACAAAGCUUGAUGCAAACAACCAUAAUAUAAUCCUGAGGGCUGGAUACCUCAAACCAACCUGAGUUCUUAUUUCUCCCCUCCCAACAAUGGAGUUUUAAAAAUUGUGUUUGUAAUUAUUUCAGAUGUGUCCAUUAAAUGUCCAUGCUCUGAUCUAAUAUCAUUGUAAAGCUGAGGUGUUACGAACAGCAUAAGUCAGUGGAAGAGUGACAAAAACUCAUGUUGUUGAUGUCUAGACUCACAAAAAUGCUUAAAUGUAUUGUCAACUUCAUAUCCGCAAAUUGUAUUUUUAAUAGAUGAGUAAUUACUGUGAGUUCUGCUACAAAGCACAACUGAACUUAUUUAAACUAUGCAACUUAUUUGGAUAAUUGUAUGUGCAGCAAAUUAAGUUUAAAGCUUGCUUUUAAAGACAUUACUGCAACUGAAUUUGAAAGGGGCUAUUUUCAGGCGUAAUCAUUAAAAAAUAACAUAAGGUUUAAAGUACUGUUAAUAACAUGUCAAGCCAUACAAGAGUUAUGCAUCAGGUAAUGUUUGCAAAUGUUGAGUUGUAACAUCUUUAUCUUGUCCAAAUGUGCAUUAAUUUUCACUUGAUGGGAUGUAGUCAUUCUUCACAAAGUACAUAGGAUACUGUAAUGCUUGAAGUAAAAAACUUCAGUAUUGGUUUAUAGUAACAUUAGCAUGUAGGAAUCAUACACACAUACCAGAGCAGAUAUGUGCAUAUUUCUGCAAUGUUAUUUGGGUGGCUGUUACUAGCACCAAACCCAUACUUCCCCGAAGAAGAAAGCAGCUGGUUAAAGCUUGAUAGGAAGUUUGGCUGUCCUUCAGAAUUGUGUGCCAGUCUAGUUCAGCUUCAGUGGGAGGGUCCUAAGGGAGAGCUGAUGGGCUCGUCUGGGACCUGGCGGGUCCCUUGCAGCCUGCAGCGGCAGAGUUCAGGCUGCAGGAGUGAGCCACCCUCCAGGGGCUGCGAGCAGCCUGCCCACCCUGAUGCCAGCUAGGAGGCUGUCCCUGUGCUCCUGACACCAGCCAGGCACUGAGCACCCUGACUCCCAGGGCAGCUGGGAAGGGAGGGCUGGCUCAGACACCCUCGUUUCUGCUACACUUCUGCCUCUCUGGCUGCCUGGUGCUGGGCAGACUGGUGGGACAGACAUGGGGGUCCUGGUUGUCCUACACAUCUGCCUUUCCUUUUCUCAGCUUCACUGAAAGCCCUUUUGAAGGUAAAGGGUGAGUUUGUCUCUCCUUUGGCCCUCCGAGUGAGGAGCUAAGAAGAGAAAUUACUGGCAAGUGUGGACUCACAGGAUGAGAUGUGGCCUUUGCUUAUCCAAAUUACUGUAGUGUGUUCUCUCCCUGGGAGAUGCUGAGACUUUCUGAUCAAAUGUGCUUGGCAUUUCAUUUCUUCCUCUUUGUAGCUUUGUAGCACCAUGCUCAUGAGGUACUAAUGAUGUCUGAAAAGGCAGAAAAUUAUGUCAGUCGGACACUGGGAAGUCAAGGCGGUACUGUGCCCUGCAGGGGAAGUCUUAGAAGUGUAGGAAAUUAAAAAGCAGUCUUUUAAGAGGACUCGGUGAUAGUCUAGUUUGGAUUUUGCUGAGUAGAGAACUUGUGUGAAAAUAAAUAGGAAAGAGCAGAGCUUCUACAUAUUUUUUAACAGUUACUUCUGGUUUAAUUUUUCAAUUUAGAACAUGUAUUUCUAUCAAAUAUUAUAUGGAACCAAGUUCUUGAAAAUAAAGGCAGUACUCUCCUUGGCAUCCAUAGAGUUGUACUAGGAAGAGUAGAUUCUCUUCUCUGCCUUUGCCAAUUGCCUUUUGUCAUCAGCUGGAUCCUCUUGACCAGCACAUUGGACUACCCAUGGGGCUGCUUAUUUCAGAAUAUCUCAGUCCAUUUAUGUCGUUUAUAACAAUUCUUACUCUUCCUGUCUGAAAACUCUGUUUCUUCUAAUCCAAACAUAGAAGAAUAUUGUUCUGAUCUCUUCCUGUGAUUUUGUCCAUAUGAACAGCUUUUUUUGGCUUAAGCCUGAGAAUGUGUUUUCCUCAUAUGCAGCCACCAGAUACGACAUGUCCUUGGUCAGCACUCACUGCCUGAGAUAAUUGGCAUCUACACUUCUUGUCAUGAGUAAUAAAUUUCCUUGGCUCAAAGGUGUUUGGUAUAUAUAUAUAUAUAUAUAUAUAUAAUAUAUAUUUGCUGUAGGAGAUCAAAAUAGAUGAUAAAAAUGUUUCCUUUUGCUUCAGUCUCAAAUGCUUGUUGCAUCAAGAAUUUUCUACCUUGGCAAUUGGCAAAGUAUUAGGACAGAGUGUAACUGCAGCUCAGCACUUGUCCAUUUUUAUCACUUCCCCACUUUAAUCAUCACAGAGAGAAGUGAAGAGUGACAAUCUUUUCAAAUACCUCAGAAAGAGAGCAUUUAGAGAAUUGUAAAAGAUUGAAAACUAAUCAUCUAUCCCGAUCUCUUAUAUUUCAUGCCUGUGUGCUUCUGUUCCAUACAAAAACCAAGGGAGAGCAGAUUAGGAUUGUCAAGAACUAAUGGCACUGAUGCCAAAGAAUGAGAGUGAUGGAAGUGACACUUCUGUAGCUACUGCUGUUUAUGGGCUUUCAAGGGGUUUCAGGGCUGGUUACAAUGGAGACCAUCUAUUUUUUAGGAUAUCUCGACCCUUUGACUUCUGAGAACAUUCAUAUUUCCUAAAUGUUUGAAAAAGUGGAAUGUAGAAAGAAAUGUUAACUUCAGAAAUACUGAAAAAGCCUUCUUUGCAUGCUUUCAAUUUUAAUUUUUAUUUAGAAAUUAAAUUUUAAUUUUUCUUUGAGAAUUACAUGCAAAACAAAAUGUAAUUCCUUACUUUUCAAAGAAAUUUCUUCCUGGUUUUAGGUAUGGAUAAUUUUGGCAAGGCAAAUAAAUUUCUAUAAAAUCAAUUAAGUCAGCAUCCUCUGAAAGAAGAAAAUACCCAAACUCUGUCCAGUUUUUGAUUGAUUCCUGGAGGAGAGUUUCUCCUGAGUAAUCUAUAACAGUGUAAACUAAGCCAAUAAAGGUAUGCAGGGGAAACACAUUCACUUCCUAGAAAUGUCAAUUCCAGCAUUGUCAUUGACUGGUAUAUGGACUGAGACCUGCUGAACAAACCCAAGUCACCUGCCUGCAGCUUAUCAGCCAGUGAUAACGUGAAGCAGCAACAUCUGGUGAUGAUCUAAGUGCCACCAUGCCCUCAUAGGGACACACUAACUCCCUCUUCCACCACUUAGUCAUGAUUUAGAGUGAGGAACAUCAGAGUAGCCCAAAUACAUGGACUUGAGUGGACAGGUUAAUUGUCCCUGCUUAGCCUCCCAUUCACCCUUGUUUCCUCAAAAAGGAGAAAACUUCAGAAUGGAUGCAGCCAUGGCUUUGGGCGCUUAUGAAUGCACCACCCUUAGGAGAUAAUCAGUAAAUUAUUAUUCCAAGGCUGGAAUAAUCUGGAGAGUGGGACUCUCCAUGUUUCCAGUUUUAGUCAAAAGCAUUCUGGUUUUAGUCUCCCUUCUUCCCCUUGAGCAUACUGGAUAAAAUAUGUUACAAUUUGGAACCAAUGACAUUUUAUAGCCUUUCAGGAGAGUGUGAGAAGCUGCAAGAAACUUCAGUUAUUAUGGUGCAAUUUGUAUUUAUUCGGAAACUUUCAGUUCUUUGUCCAGUCUAUAUAUCUUUAAAAGUGCAUGUAGCAACAUUCAGAACUUACUGUUAUGUGAAUGAAGGCACAAAUCUCCUACUAGGUAUUAGAAAUGUACAUUUGAAAAGUCCUAAAUUAAUUGCAAACACUUCACUAUAGUGUUUUCAAAAAUAUGUUUUUAAUAUUUCUUAUUGAUUUGUAGUAUUAGCUAUUCAUUCAUUAUGUAUCUGAUCCAGAAGAACACUUACAUAUGUGGGUAAAUUUAUAUAUUUAAGCAAUGCACUUGAAAAUAAUGCACAUAUGUACGUAUGGCACUGAAUCCUGUCUGCAUUCAAAAAGAAAUUCCUUUAUCCAAAGAAUAUUUCUGGGUUAGUGUCUGCCCCAGGGAUUCAGUGGUAAUUAUAACCAGAGUAGCACAAAGUAGCACUUGAGUACCCUCCUGUGGCAUUCAGGUGUGGCUACUUACAUAGCCAGCAACGGAGGAAUGCUGUCAUUUUCAAAUAGAAUUCGAAUUCAAAAUAUUUUAUGGGAAUGGUCUAAGAUUCAUUCUCACUCUUCCUGCCAUUCACUUCUUUUAUGGAUUUGUGUGUGAAAACCUGUGUGCUAGAUGGGGAGAUAGAUUAAAUAAAGGCACCCUUCUGACCUUAGAGCCAGUGAAAUUGCUCAAGUGAUGCUGCAGGCUCAAAUUGUGCCCUUUCACAGGAUUUGGACCUAGAGGUUCAGAUGGCACAUUGUCAGUAUCCCGCACAAAACGGAGCAGAGCACUGCCUGCUCAGUGGAGCUUCAGAGAGCAUGUCUGGGACAGGGGUCAGCACCUUCUGCACUGUUCUUGUGGGUUUUUCCCCAAAAUGCCUGAAUAAAUGCUGCCUUACUACACUUUUCUGUGCAUGUGAUAGCACAGCUCUUCAUGGUGUUUUAUUGACAUAAAACUGAUGAUAAAUAGGUCCAAGGUGUCUUACUGCUAUUUUAGAGCCAGAUUCUUGGUCUCACCAGUCCAGUGUUGAGGCUGAAGAACUAGGCCGUAUCUUGUGUUGGAAGUUAGCAAGCUGAUGCUUUAGCAAGUGUGUAUGAACUAGGGAAUAUCAAGCUUGUUUAGCUUUUAUACUCUAGUCACUGGUUAUUACUACUGUUUUUGGAGAUUGAAGACAAAAAACUUCCUAAACAGGUUUAUCUUUUUCUGUUUUUUCAAUAAUCUGUCUUUUACAAUGGCUUAGGAGAUGCCAUGCUGCAUGCUUCACAAUCUGGGUUCCCCCAGCUGAAACCAUCCAGCUGUGGUUGCUUUGCAGGGGCUUAAAACACAGAGAUUUACCAGGACUGCGACCUGCAUCGUCAUUGCUUUGGACAGAGUGUUUGCUACUUAGAGAUUAAACCUGUAAUCAGCACAUUUCAGGUUCUUCACAUACUGGACUUGAUUCUUUGGAUGUUUUCAUCACUUCAGAGUGCUUAGAAAAUGGGCAGUCAACAUCAUGGUGGUAGAUUUAUUCCUUGAUAGGGAAUUAGGGCUUGGUUCUUCUUUUAACAUCUUGUUUGACAAAUAAUUAAAAAAGAUUGUAUGUAAACAUUGUCACAGAGUAGAGAUGUGGAGGCUUCAGUGUGAGGACAGAGUUAUGGCCAAGGUUCACAUGAUUUGUCUCCUUUACACUGAAUAUCACUAAUACAUAUUACUUCGUGGCCAAAGGUUUGAAAGCCUACCUGAUCCUCAGGAAUGAUUUUUUUCCUGUAUUUUCCUCAUAAUUUAUUGUGUAAAUUAAGGAGGAAAGUUAAUACUACCCAUGUCCUGUGACCAUAUCAGUUACAUUAAACUGCAGUUAAUAACUGCAAUAAAUAAUUUUAUCAGUCAUCCCUCCAGUCCUUCAGUUCAGCUAUUUCUUUUUUUUGUUAAUACAGCCUAUUAAACAUGUAGCUCUGCAAUUUCAUAGUAGCUCCAAAGUCUUCUUGACUUCAAGUGUUACAGAAUAGAUGCUUGUUAAUCCAGGUUUUAUUCUACUUUUCUAAUUAUUGCAUUAUCAAUUGUGUGUAUUGUAUUUUUUUUUUUAUUUUUUCAAUCUCAAACCAGUUGUCACAAUGUUAUCCUGUAACAAUGUUUUGUUCAUUACAUUGAAUAGGUGAAAAGCUGUGGAAUUAAUGAAGGGCUAUAAAAAGCAUCCAAAAUAUUGUUCACCUUGAGGAAGGGUGAGACAUCUUGAUAAUCUCUGGACAAAAGACUAAACAACACUGUGGUGCUAAUAGGUACUGAAGUAUUUUAUGAUGUAUUCACUAUGACUUAAAUGACAUAUUCAAGGCAUGUCAAUGAUGCAACUGCAUGUGUUUCUCUUCCUAAAGUCUGGACUGCUCUGACAAAGUCAGUGUUUGUAAUUCCUGGUGGGCCAAUUCCUACCUAGCUCUUUCAUAAUUUCAGGAGUUUGUGUGGGAUUUGGCUCAGCAAUAUUAGGUAAAGUAAAAGCUACACAGACCACAGAAGUCUAGUGUGGAAUGUAUUCAGCCUGCUGUAGCAUGUUACUUUAUUUAGUUGCUUCGCAUAAGCAGGGGCUAAAUAUAAAUUCUGUAGUAAUGAUAAGAAACACUGGACUAAAUUCUGGAACCACUUAACCAAGAAAUAUUAGCAAGCAUUUGAACUAAAAUGAAGAUUGAGGUCUGAAAUAUGAAUGUUCUUUCAUGGAAUAUCAGAAAAAGAGGGGUAAAAUAAGAGCAAAUUCUAUCUCUAGGAAUGAAAAAAGAAAAAAUCUGGCUGACUUUAAAGUGAGCUAUGAUUUACAAAAGGGGAGUUUGGUUUUAAAAUCUUGAAGACAAAAUUUCCAUUUUGAAUUCUGAACCAUAAUUGUUUUGUGUUAUUGUGCCUGGGCUGCUCAUGUAGGGCAGGUGUCUGUAUUCUAAAAAGCACUAAAGCACUAAUAGCACUAAUCACACUUCUGACCACCAGGCCAGAAACUUUGCCUCUGUAGCAAACUCCAUAAUGGAAAACUUGGAGGGAAAUUUUCGAAUGAAACAAAAAAAUACAUACAAAAUGAUCCAAAGCUGAGUUUUAAUAAAAAAGAAGAAAAUUUUGCGUCUGUGAGAUUCACAGUUGAGUGGAGGCUCUCCUGAGAGAAGACCUGCUCUUUUCACCAGCUGAGCACAUGGGAGCUUGGUCCCUGGCUGCAGUGCAUACCUCUACCAAAUGAUCUGUGCAGAACAGCAACAGUCUGGGUAGUAUUGUAGGAGCAUGGAAUGGGCACACUGCCUGUAACUGUUUAGUUUUUAAAAAACUCAUUAUUAAGCAAAUGUGUAGAGUAUUAAGGAAAUUUGUAGAGUAUGUCUGAUGGUAUGAGUGUGUGGGUGCUGUGCUGUGGUAAAAAGAGAAUAAUUGGUUUAUGCUGCUUAUUUUUGCAUACUUUAUGCUCUUUCUUCCUUUUUUUUUUUUUUUUUUUUUUUUUUAAUUUAUAUUUAUUUCUCAGCAGAGCUUAGAGUAAUUUUAAAGUUAUAUAACCCAUGAUUUAAUGAAACCUACUGUCAGCAUCUGUUGUAAACAUGUGUUUACAAAACAAACUCUUGAAUACUUGAUACUUGGAAAUAAAAAAUAGCAUAUCAUGCGUGUUGA
Molecule: messenger RNA, 9554 nt
Organism: Parus major (Great Tit)
Lineage: Eukaryota; Metazoa; Chordata; Aves; Passeriformes; Paridae
Gene: SLCO5A1
Product: solute carrier organic anion transporter family member 5A1
Exons: 9
Biological process (GO): sodium-independent organic anion transport; transmembrane transport
Cellular component (GO): membrane
Molecular function (GO): protein binding
Source: RefSeq, a predicted model, not a curated record